AAGAAUAGAGUAAUAGGUGACAAAUGGCCCAUGAAUUGGCAAGGGUUGAACCUCAUAUCUCAUUAUUCACCAAGGUGACAGACAAUGUAGUUGUCAAGAAGUUGAAAACAUUAGAUAUGACCCAACUUGUUCCUAAGCUUCCUUUAUUUCCUUCUCCAUGGAAAUUACCAACAACAACUAGCAUAAGGGUUUUAAAGUUUUGUUUAACUACCUUCUUAGAUGACUUAGUUGAUCUUAAGUUUGUGAUCUAGCCUGGCACAUGGCUUUAAUGACAGUUGCCAACUUUCUUUUCAUCUACCAAAUGUUUACUCGUUUAUAAAGGUAUCUUUGAAUAGGGACAACAGCUAGGUGAAAGCAAACGCUUAAAUGAUUCAGAGCUCACUUCUUCAUGCACUGAUAUUCUACAAUAAAGAAGAUCAGACUUUGGACUGUUAGUCCUUUUCCUUAUAAACCAGAAAAAUCCAGCGUGGACUUGGAUUCCAACUUUCCAAGGUUAGUAUCCAAUUCCAAGUCCAGUGUAUUAAGCAUUCGCUGGCCUCAGUUGGAGCUUUUAGGGCCUAACAAAUUUAUAAAGCAAAGUUGAUUCUUUGCUUAAACUUGCUGCAAGGAAUGGGAAACGAAGAAGACUGGAUUCCAUUAGUUUAGUUGUGAUUUUUUGAUACCUUUCUUUACAACAACUUGCCAAAGCAAUUGAGUAAGAAUCCGAAUUUCCGCGUGCAGUGCUCUGUCAUGGGAAUCACUUAAUCCUGUUGCACAAGCAAGGAUUUUACAGUUAAAUCAUUGGAACAAUAUGAUGAGAAGGCUACUACAAAACAAUUGUGCAAUCAUAAAACAGAAAGAAACAAUUUACUGCUACAACUUAAGAGAUAGAGUGAGAGAAGAGAACUCAUAAACCUGUGUCAUCAAAACAUACAGAUUUUUUUCAGGAUUUACAUGGCUUGGUCUGCUGUGUCUUCUGCUGUCACAACAAUUGCCGAGCUGCUAAGUCAAGAAGCAAUAUACCUAUGGGGCGUGAAGGAGCAAGUUGAUCGUUUGCAAAAGGAGCUGAGAUGGAUGCAAAGCUUCUUAAUAGAUGCAGAUGCAAGACAAGGUGAGAGUGACAGGGUACGUCUUUGGGUUGCUGAAAUCAGAGAACUUGCUUAUGAUGCCGAGGAUGUUGUCGAGACUUUUGCUCUGAAGAUUGGGUCCAAAAGGAAAGGAGGUUUUUCGAAUGUCGUCAAACGAUCUGCUUGCAUCUUGAAGGAGGGAUGGAUGCUCCACAAAACCAGGUCAAACAUCGAGGAAAUCAUGUCAAGCAUUUCUGAGUUGACGCGACAACUGCAGACAUAUGGCAUAAAAGAGUCAAGGAUGGAGAAGAGUCAACUUCUCUUACGAAAGGCGUGAGUUAAGCGGUCUUAUCCUCAUAUUAGAGAUAAUAUUGUUGGAUUGGAUGAUGAAACUAAGAGAUUGGUCUCGGUUCUUGUUGAUGAGGAAAGUCAUAGCCGAGUAGUGUCUAUAUGUGGAAUGGGUGGUCUGGGGAAGACCACUCUGGCUAAAAAGGUUUACCGUCAUAGCCAGAUCAGAAGUCAUUUUCAUCACUUGGCUUGGGAUAGGAAAAAGCAGGAUCAAGAGUUAGCAGAGAAGUUGUUUAAUUUCUUGAAGAAUGAAAAAUGUUUGGUGGUACUUGAUGAU
Molecule: messenger RNA, 1671 nt
Organism: Theobroma umbraticum
Lineage: Eukaryota; Viridiplantae; Streptophyta; Magnoliopsida; Malvales; Malvaceae
Source: RefSeq, a predicted model, not a curated record